Plasmodium yoelii is the source of this 960-nucleotide messenger RNA. RefSeq names its product PIR protein. The coding region runs from base 1 to 960 and encodes 319 amino acids. The record is from RefSeq and is a predicted model, not a curated record. The transcript is spliced from 3 exons. Lineage: Eukaryota; Apicomplexa; Aconoidasida; Haemosporida; Plasmodiidae.
AUGAAUAAGCAAAUGUGUGAAGAGUUCCAGAAAGUAAGGAACUCGAUUUCCGAUGAAUCGGAAUAUAAAGGAAUCCCUGAAUUUGAUGAUGAUCAUUUUUUAAAUAAGUAUUGUGAUAGUAAUAAAUGUCAAAGUGAUUACGAUAGAAUAAGUGCUGGAUGUUUAUAUUUGUUGGAUCAAUUCUAUAGCGAUUCUGGUGUGUUACCCCGUCCUUCAAAAAGUAACCCCUAUAUUGUUGAUUACAUUUUGAUAUGGUUAAGUUAUAUGUUAAACCUGACCAAUAGUAAAGAAAAAGACAAUAUAACGUUUUUUUAUAAUAUUUACAUAAAUAGUUGUAGUAAGUAUAGCACGGAAAUGAGUGAAUUCAUGUAUAAUGAUCAUGAUUAUGAUAAUUAUAAGGGUCUUAUAGAUAAAAGAAAGGAAUUUUUGUAUAUGGAUAGUAAUAUUAUACCUAAAUUUUAUGAAGCAUUUAAAUUAUUAUGUAAUUUGUAUAAUAAACUUGAUUAUAACAAUAAAAAUUGCGAAAAUUAUUUGGAAGGUGAUAAUGAAUUUGAUAAAAAAUAUAAAGAACUUGAGCAAGAUACUAGUAAUACUGGAAAUGGUUCAUAUAAUAAACUAUUGUCCACUUUAUUAAAGGAUUAUAAUGAUUUUAAAAAGGAAUGUAAAGAAAUUUUAUCCUCGCUAUCGGAAAAAACAAAAAAAAAACAUGGACAAACUCUUGUAGAUAGUUCUGAACAAGAUAUAUAUGAUUUGAGACAAUAUUCUGGACAAGAAUCUGUACAAUAUGUAGAUAAUUCUGAUGCUACAUCAUCAAGUUCAUCGAUAGUAAGCAAAUUAAUUCCAGUUUUAUUGAUAUUUGGUGCAAUACCAAUUUUAUUGGGAGUUUCUUAUAAGUAUUCAUUAUUUGGAUUUCGGAAACGAUUUCAAAAACAAAAAUUAAGAGAAAAGCUAAAAAAAUAA